GCUGCGCGGUUCGCCACUGUGGAAGGGAGAGAGCGAACGAGAGAGCAGCGAGGACCUCUCGUCUCGCCCUCAGGCGUCGAGUAGCUUUGCUGCAGCUGGAGGGCUGUGCGUAAAAGCGCAUCUUCGUCAGUGGUCUCUCCCUCAGUCUGUAUGUGUGUCUCUCUCUCUCUUUUCUGCCUCAUUCAGGCACAUCUUCAGCUCUGGCUCCGCCUGUGCGGCCGCGCUCUCUCUCGGGGUCGUCUCUGCCUCACGCUCUGUCCGCCUCUUGGCUACUGAAGAGCUCUCUCUUCCUCUCUUCUCUCUCUCUCUUUCUCCCGCGCUGACCAGGUGGGAAAAGGCGCGAAGACCGACGGUGCCCACCCCGGGAUCAUGCCUGUGCCCGGCUUCCUACCGCCUGCUCCUUGGCUCCAGCUCGGCGGGUGAGGCCACCUCUUCGGUUCAGGACAUUCAUCUGAAGCAUCUCAGUGAGAGUUCUCAGGAGAAUGGAAAGUGCGAGUGAACUUCAGAAUCCCCUGUUGGCCAAGAACAAUGGACACCUUCAUGGCAGUUACACUUACCACCAGGAUUACCCUGCCCACCGUUGUCAGGGCAAACUCUAUUCCUACAUCUUCCAAAAUUCUGGCAAUGCGAGAACUCACCAGUUACUGGACGCCAGUUCUCUUCAGUUGGCUGUUGAAGCUCUGUACGGCCCAAAUUUCAUUCUGGUGAAGGAUGAGGCCAGUGUCAAGAUCAAGGACAAUAAAGGUGAGAGCUGUGAGACAACUUUCAUGGAAAAGAAAGAUACCCCUACUGAGGCCUCUGAUGGGCAGGAAACACAAGGGCGAUCCUUGAUGGAAAAUGAUAUGAAAAUCCAGACUGUGUCCUAUGAAGUGGAGGAAGAAGAAUUGCAAGAGUAUGAGAGUGACUCUUCAAGUGACAGUGAGAGUGAAGAUAAUUUUCUGAUGCUUCCCCCACGAGACCACCUGGGUUUAGCUAUCUUCUCAAUGCUUUGCUGUUUCUGGCCUCUGGGAAUUGCUGCUUUCUACUUUUCUCAAGGGACAAGUAAGGCCAUCUCCAAGGGGGACUUCCACCUGGCAAGCUCAGCUUCCCGGCGAGCUCUGUUCCUUGCUGCACUAUCUAUUACCAUCGGCACAGGGGUAUAUGUUGGAGUGAUUGUAGCACUCAUUGCUUAUUUGUCUAAAGGUGGCCAUGUAUAGUAAAAACUUUAACCUACCUUGCGGCACCUAAUGGCUAAUUCUCUUGGAUUACACACUUUCCUAUGGAAUAUAGGAGGACACUAUGCUUACAGAGCAUUUUAUACACAGAGAUCUGUGCUCAGACAGACUUUCUGUGUGGACUCACUCUUUUUCAGUUGAACAAUAGACUAUGACCUACUUUACAUUUUGGACUGAAAAGCUGAAAAACACUCUUAGCGUUGAACAUAACACAGUUUGAAAUGCCUGGAUUUUGAGACUGUCAAAAGCAAAAAAGGGAGAAGGACGAAUUUUAAAAUUUUGUCUGCAGGGUGUUUUGAAACUGAUGUUCUUAUGUGCUAGAUCUGCCAUUUGUGAAGUUCAGUUACCUGUUGGAUCCAAGCACCUGUUUUAACUUACAGCACACAAUGAAAAGUUGGAGAAUAUUCAAUUCAUGAAAAGCCUUUCCUUUGGAAGAUGGGAUUGAGGGCUAUGAAGAAGGGCAAACUAGAAUUUGUCAGGAUAUUCACAUUUUAUGCCAAUGACACUACCUACAAUAUCAAAUGCUACUAUUGCACCCUUGGGUAACUACCUAUCAGAGAAGUCAGCUUUCAUCAGAACUCUCUUUGUUCACAUAAUCUGCCUCUCCAUCUAUAGAUGCUAUGUCAGGUGUUCUCCACAGGCCCAUAAUAUAAUGAUAAGACCAUAGAGAGUUACAGUCAGCUAGCAUUCUAAUCCUGAGAUAUCCAUCUGCUUUCAAUAAGGAAGUGAAGAAUAGUCUGAGCAUUAUUCAUUUUGAUUAUUAUUAACUAAGUACAUUGAAGAGUGUUAGGAAAGUCCUCAAGGGCCUCUUGCUUUCAAUUAUAUUUUAGAAUGUAUAGGAUGCAUAAACCUGACAAUUCUGGUGUGGGAAAGUUACUCCAAGUGGUGACAUAAUUGCUUUUCAUCACAUCUUGUAGUACUUUCCAAAUUGUUGAAAGCUAUACUAUUGGGAGGCAAAUUCAUAUUGCCACAAUUCGUAAGACGCAUCGAUAUAAACAUUUUAGCUUCCUUCUGUUAAAAAACUGUCCUGCAGUGAUCAUCAAAAUCUCAUGGAAAGUGGGGUCUUUACUAUGCCUGCUUCUAAACAGACACAGAGUUAAAUUAAGGCUUAUGUCCAACUACUUACAAGUAAGCCCCACUGUCAGUGAGACUUACUCGUGAAUAAGCAUGUAAAGGAUUGUGUUAAAAGCUGAAAUGCAUGGAAUUUUAUUCAUUUUGUUCUUCUGCAUCCACAUUUGUUCUUUAAUAUAAAUCUUGAAAUUAAUGGGGAGAAGAACAUGUCAAAUAUAUAGGGCUGUCCUUUAUUGACUUUGUUCAUACCUGGCAGGAAAAACACAGUGGGUGGUUAUAAUGAAAUACAUCUUGUUAUCUCUUCACUGUGAGAUACUUCAGGAUUGUGUUUUGUCUAUCAUCUUGUUCAAAGUAUGCAUGUUUUUGCCAGGUUGUAUGAUUCCAUUUCUGGAGGCACAGUGUCACUAGUGUGCCAACUGCAUCUAGUUAAAUAUUUCUUAUCUGUAUAGGUGGCUUAUGUCUUGAUUUUGAAUGGAUGUUUGGCCCAAGCUUAGUUUGAGUGAAGUAGGAGUCCUAUGAAAAGUAGUGAAAAUCUCAGCUGCAUUCUAACAUAUGAGCAGCAUGGUGCUGGGUUCACUUCAUGGUGCUUGUGUUAAUAUAUGAAGUCUCUUCCCACAUUAACCCAUGAAGGCUCUGUGAUCUUGAGGGAAGUUGAAUUGAAUAGUACUCAUUACUACUAUAGUAGGCUUUUUUUCUUUUUCUUUUUUUCUCUUUUUUAGAAUUGGCCCCCACCCUGCUGGUGGUGUGGAAUUCCCUCUCAGUAAAGGCUACCUUGGACACCUUUAAGGAGAAAUGUAGGGUAAAAAAUAUUUUACAUAAAUAAAUAAAAUAAGGGGCCUACCUGUGACUGAAUCUCCAAAAACAAAUAUUGUAAGCCUUUUCAAUUUACACAGAUAUUUGAGAGAAUGUGAUAUAUACAGGGACAUCUUUUUAAAGGUACCUGUGUGUUCUUCUAUUUAUUACAGAUGUUUCAAUUAUUACAUGAUUUACUGUAUUGGGAAAGUGCACUCUUAGGACAGUGUACAGUGUAAAAAUUGAAAUGUAUGAAUAAACAUGUACAACUCCUUUAGCAGAGCAGCUAAUGAGAAGACAAAGACUAGAUUCUAAGCAUAUAAUAGAAAAGAUAAAAAGAGAAAUCAAGCUGGGGAAAGACGAUGGGAUUUAUUCGCUGGAGGUGACUUAACUUGGUUAUCAGCUUAGUUCUGUACAUCUCCCCAACAUAAUUCCCCAGCCUGUUUUGUUACAGAUGAAAGCGUAUUGGCAUACAACAAACUUCCAGUUAUGACCAGCAACGCACAAGUGUUUUGAUUUUGCUUCAUUUCCUCUGCAUGACACAAAUCCAACAAAUCUUCUUUUCCUGAGGCAAGGAUUUAAUUUCAGCGCUGCUCAUAGCCUGAGGGGUUGAAAUGCUGUUUGUUAAUUAUCAAAGCCCAGAAAAGAGGUAUUGGAGAGUUUUACAUUUGGGAUGGCAAACAAGUCACCCCUCCCCUAGCCACUAGGGAAGGAGAUGCUUCAUUAAGACUUCAUGCUUUAACAAGGCCUGUAUAGAGCUCUCUUUCUAAAGUCAGGUGGUAUUUAUUGUUUUUGCCACUAAAAAUAGGAUUACAAGGAACACUGAAGAUUAUAUUGUGAAUGAAAAGAGGGAGGGGAGGGUGGUUAAACCUAUGCCAUGAGAAUAUCUCCCAGGCAGUACAAGAAGCCCAAAGCUAGUACCAUUGCCAUACAGACUGAGUUUUGAAUGGCAGUUCCACCUCUCUUUCAGCUGUACUACCCUCUGAAGUACUGGUGCCAGCAAGAGAACAAGCAAAGCAUACCUCAAGGGUAUCAGAAGACAAGUAGCUAGUUCUCUUGUGUGCUCCCAGAGGCAUCUGGCGUGGCCACUGUUGAGAUAUG
Pogona vitticeps (central bearded dragon) is the source of this 4178-nucleotide messenger RNA. RefSeq names its product synapse differentiation inducing 1 like (gene SYNDIG1L). The record is from RefSeq and is a predicted model, not a curated record. Gene Ontology annotation, cellular component: intracellular membrane-bounded organelle; membrane. NCBI's taxonomy places the organism in Eukaryota, Metazoa, Chordata, Lepidosauria, Squamata, Agamidae.